AUGGCUUUUUAUGGUUUUAACCCACUAACUGUGUUAGAUCUACCUUUGAAUGAACUUUCUAAUUUAGAUGGUGUUCCAAAGGCAGAAUUGGUGAAGUCUUUACAUGAGAAAGCUAGAGCCAACAUAGAAAAGAGCAAUAAACAAUAUGCUGAUAAAGCAAACAAGGGCAGGAAGAAGCUUGUGCUUAUGCCAGAUGAUUGGGUUUGGGUACAUUUUCGCAAGGAAAGAUUUCCCAACCAAAGGAAGAAUAAGCUCGAUGCACGUGGAGCUGGUCCAUUUCAAGUCUUGGAGCGCAUCAAUGACAAUGCCUACAAGAUAGACUUGCCGGGUGAGUAUGGUGUUUCUACAACUUUUAACAUUAGUGAUUUGUCUCCCUUUGACAUGGAUGUAGAUUUAAGGACAAAUAUUUUUAAAGAACAGGGGGAUGAUACGGAUCCACCAUCACAAAACACCUAUAGAGCUCAAGGGAACAAGGACCACAACAAUGGCAAUCCAUUAGUACUUCCUAGUGGACCAAUUACAAGGAGCCGUGCAAAGAAAUAUGGAGCAGUGGACCAAGUACAAGGAGCCGUGCAAAGAAAUAUGGAGCAACCAUGUCCUUAUACAUUCAAGAACAAGUUACACAAGAGCUCCAUGACCUUGCUUCCAACAAGUGCUAUGAAGAACUUGAAGGAACACCUAAGUUUCUCACAUUAA
This is a messenger RNA of Jatropha curcas, 696 nucleotides long. NCBI's taxonomy places the organism in Eukaryota, Viridiplantae, Streptophyta, Magnoliopsida, Malpighiales, Euphorbiaceae. The record is from RefSeq and is a predicted model, not a curated record.